AUGGUUGGAGGAGUCGGUGAAGCAAAAUCAUGCAACCGAUUGAAGCACAUUGGAGUUGGUGUUGGAGUUGGUGAUGGGAUUGAUGUUGGUGAAUUGGCCAUGUUGGCUGGAGUUGCAUUUUCCCGUGGGUGGUGUUCAUCCGCCAGAGACAGCGUCCCUUUUUUCACCCCACUUGGAGGCGCUUGGGUGCACUUGGAUGGGAUGGAGGCGCACCAGACUGCAGAAGUACACAGCGCAGCCAAUAGCAUCGCCCCAAACAAUUCUCAGGGGACAUCAAACAAUGGUCCGUGUUUCGUUUUACUGUCACAUCCGACGCAACGAUUGGAUCUGGCGCCUGAGCACGUCCGUAUUCGGGGCCCCGAAACCGAAACGACGGUCCGAAACGACGAUCCAAACAGUGUUUUUCAGGCCAUGAGAUCAGGCGAGGCCAGGCGAGGCGAGGCGAGGCGAGGCGAGGGUAGAGUGCCAAAGUCCCAACAAGGGAAAUGCCGGCCCCUUGAUCUGCCCAUCUGCCCAUCUACCCGUCUGCCCGUCUGCUCAUCGUCUUCUCUCCAGAACGAGGGAUCCAUCCAGCCCCCCGUCGUCAAUGAAAAUCGGCCGGCGUCGGAAAUGGCUGGGGGUCAAAACUGGGGCAGAACUGGAACAGCACUGGGGGCCAUCGCUCGCCGAUCACCACCUUCAGCCGCUGCGGUGCCCUGAGCCCGAGCUGAUCUCAGCCCGUUGGGCGACAUGCGAUGGGGGCAUGCUUCGUGUGACGUCAAGUGCCAAGUCACCCCCUGGCCGAUCCGCGACUGUUUGCGGAGGCGCUGCGGAGGCUUGCGAAGGGGCCCGCGAGUCCGCGACUCCCAGCUAGCCACGACUCGAUGCCUCCUGCCUCGCACCGUCAGCGGGCGAGUUUCAGAUCGUUCCUGCCCGCCGGCCCAUUUGGCUAUAUUUGCAGGCCCGGCCCUGUAUGAGGCCCCGGAUGCGGCCCUGACACUCAUCGUGACACACUUUAAUCCUUCUUUUUGCGUCUCUGCUCCCUUUGCGGCUUUGCCUUGUCACGUCACCAGGUGCCUUCAGCAGCCCCAUAUCUAUCGCUCGUCCUGUCUCGGGAUAGUUAUCCUGUCAUUCUUUUCUAGCCCGUUUCCGGUCCCUUGACCGUGUUUAUCCCGUCCAUCCCCCCUCUGUUUCC
Molecule: messenger RNA, 1174 nt
Organism: Ilyonectria robusta
Lineage: Eukaryota; Fungi; Ascomycota; Sordariomycetes; Hypocreales; Nectriaceae
Exons: 2
Coding region: 1-699 (232 amino acids)
Source: RefSeq, a predicted model, not a curated record